AUGCAUCGCUACGCCUUCCUCGCCCUGCUCCCGGCCGUCCUCGCCAAGGUGCCCCUUGUGGCCCGCGCCGGAGUCACGACCACGCUGCCGGCCAGCGCGGGCGCCACUGCCACGUCGGCGCCCAUCACCGUCAAAGCCGGGCAGACGUACGACGGCAAGAUGAAGAACUUUGAUCGCUCCCCGAGAGUCUGUGCUGAGCAGACGGAGACGGGUGAGGAUGACGCCAUGUUCAUUCUCGAGGACGGUGCCACUCUCUCCAACGUCAUCAUUGGUCCCAACCAGGCGGAGGGUGUCCAUUGCAGGGGCACUUGCACCCUGAUCAACGUCUGGUUCCAAGAUGUCUGCGAAGAUGCUAUCACCCUCAAGCAGUCGAGCGGCACGUCCCGGAUCAUCGGCGGCGGCGCCUUCCAUGCCGACGACAAGAUUGUGCAGUUCAACGGGUUCGGCACGGUGGAGAUCAGCGACUUCUUCGCGAGCGACUACGGCAAGGUGGUGCGCAGCUGCGGCAACUGCAAGGACAACGGCGGGGCGCGGCACAUCGUCAUCGACAACGUCGUCGCCGUCGACGGCGGCGUCCUCUGCGGCAUCAACACCAACUACGGCGACACCUGCAAGAUUUCCAACAGCUGCCAGGACGACGGCAAGAGCUGCGACCGCUUCACCGGCAACAACAGCGGCAAGGAGCCCACCAAGAUCGGCAGCGGUCCCGACGGCCAGUUCUGCACCGUCACCAACCUGUCCAAGAGCUGCUAA
Messenger RNA from Thermothelomyces thermophilus ATCC 42464, 753 nucleotides. Its product is annotated as polysaccharide lyase family 3 protein. Gene Ontology annotation, biological process: pectin catabolic process. The transcript has 5 exons. Gene Ontology annotation, molecular function: pectate lyase activity. Lineage: Eukaryota; Fungi; Ascomycota; Sordariomycetes; Sordariales; Chaetomiaceae. The record is from RefSeq and is a predicted model, not a curated record. Gene Ontology annotation, cellular component: extracellular region. Bases 1 to 753 code for a protein of 250 amino acids.